UUCUCAGUAUCAGAGGACCAACGAACUAAUCCUUUUUGAAGUUUCGGUUACUAACAAGUCCACUUUUAUUUAUAUCUAUCACAUGAUGGAGCGGUUUAACAAACACUUCCUACAAUUAUCUCAAUAAAAUGCCUCGAUGAUCCCAAUAUUGCAUGCAUUCUCUCUGUGUUAGUAAUGGGAAAUUAUUUCACAAACCCGUCUUCGAAGGCCGCCGGAAGAGUAAUUCUAUGGGAUGGCAGAGUUCAUGAGUUUGAGAAACCACUAACCGUGGCUGAGCUGAUGCUGGAGUACCCACAACAAGUGGUGGUGGAGUUCCGCUCUGAUUUGUCUGAAAAGAGACCAACUCCGUUGCCAGCUGAUAAGAAGCUAGACAUGAAGAAGGUGUACCUAAUGUUGCCCAUGAAGAGGGGGAAGCCUGUGUUAUUAUCUUCAGAGGAAGCUAGGCAUGUUCUUUCGGUUUUAAGAUCGCGGUCUUUUUUAUCUUCGUCGAGGUUUCUGCCUUUGUUUGCUAGGAUCUGCCCUGCUGGAGGUAUUGAAGAGGGACAGACAUCGACGACGACGAAGUUUGUUUCGGAAAGGAAGGAAAAUGAAUCGGAGUUAAUGUUGCCGGAGAUUUUGGAGAAUAGACCAGAGUAUUUGAGCAGGCAACUUUCAGGGAAAGGGUGGAAACCUAGCUUGGAUACGAUUAAAGAAAAGAAGGUGGAGAAAAAGAUACCUCACUGGUUGUUUAAUUUCCAAGCUUAAUUAAUUAAUCAGGUUGUUGUGUGAUUUGUGGAGUUUGUUAUCUUGUCAAUAGUUGCAAAGCCAUGAUGAAAUUAUAUAUGCUUAUUUUGUUGGAUAAUCAAGAAAUUACGAACUUGCUUAUCUAAUAGUGUGAAAUGUUUUCUUUUCA
Molecule: messenger RNA, 892 nt
Organism: Hevea brasiliensis (rubber tree)
Lineage: Eukaryota; Viridiplantae; Streptophyta; Magnoliopsida; Malpighiales; Euphorbiaceae
Exons: 1
Coding region: 175-744 (189 amino acids)
Source: RefSeq, a predicted model, not a curated record